GAAAGCAGCCGGAAGCGCCCCUCCUUCCCUCCACGAUCCCCGAUGGAAGAUUUCUUCUGGCUCGGCCGGGGUGGAGGCGGCGGCGCUAAUGGCGGAGUCAUCUUCAGGUCAACCUCCUCCUUACACCUCCAGCGCCGACCUCGCGGUGGCGGCAGGGUCAGCUGGAAUUUUCCUAGCUUCCUCGUGCGCGCGACCGCUGGGCGGUUUGUGGCCUCGCCAAUGCUGGCUGAUGCAACGCCGGAUACGGACGCCCGCCAGAUAGCGGAUCCACCCUACAACUGGGGUUACUCCAAGCCAGUUGUCGUUCUCGAUGUGGCAUGGAACUCCUUGUUCGUGUUGGUCUCCGCGGCGGUUCUGCUCUGGGCGUCGAGGGAGAGGCCUGAGACGCCGAUUAGGGCUUGGGUGUUAGGUUACGCAGUGCAAUGCUUGCUUCAUGUGGGAUUUGUUUGUUGCGAGUAUAGUAGGAGACUGCGGAUGAGGGAGAGAAGGAGCCGAUGGGUUGCGUUGAUGGAGGAGGAAGAGGAGGAGGAGUUCGAAGCGGAUCAGGAGGAGAGCAGGGCUGUUAAGAAAUUGGAGUCCCUUAAUGCAAUAAUGUCAUUGUUCUGGUGGAUGCUUGGUUUCUAUUGGAUAGUUGUUGGUGGCCAGGCUCUUCUACAAGAUGCACCUCGUCUCUAUUGGUUGACCGUGGUGUUUCUAGCAUUUGACAUGUUCUUUGCAGUAUUUUGUGUCAUGUUGGCUUGUGCUGUUGGGAUAGCCCUCUGCUGUUGCCUGCCGUGCCUUAUAGCUUUCGUUCAUGCUAUUGUGGGCCAAGAAGGUGCUUCUGAUACCAACCUCAGCAACCUUCCCAGGUUCCGUUACUGUCAGAACAAUCAACUACACAAACUUGGCCAAGAAAAUGAAAAUGAAAUUUCCAUCACAAUAGCAGAGGAGGAUUCUUCCCUGAUGGAUCUUUGCCUCCCUCCAGAAGAUUCGGAAUGCUGCAUUUGCCUCUCUAAUUACGAAGAUGGCGUGGAGCUACACUCACUUCCCUGCAACCAUUACUUCCAUUCAGAUUGCAUUGUUAAAUGGCUCAAGAUUAGUGCCACAUGCCCCCUCUGCAAGUUCAAUAUACUCAGAGGAUCAUGAUGAACAUCUAUUAAGGGACAGUAACUGUUGAUAAAUGAGAAAAGAACUUUCAUAAUCAUCAUGGUCAACCUGUAUUUUUACCGAGCUAUUUGGGGUCAGGUAUAUAUAAUCUUAUUUAACCAUAUGAUAGUGGAAUUUUUUUUCUUA
This is a messenger RNA of Zingiber officinale, 1272 nucleotides long. Its product is annotated as E3 ubiquitin protein ligase RIE1-like. NCBI's taxonomy places the organism in Eukaryota, Viridiplantae, Streptophyta, Magnoliopsida, Zingiberales, Zingiberaceae. The coding region runs from base 43 to 1125 and encodes 360 amino acids. The transcript has 4 exons. The record is from RefSeq and is a predicted model, not a curated record.